This is a messenger RNA of Pocillopora meandrina, 19586 nucleotides long. NCBI's taxonomy places the organism in Eukaryota, Metazoa, Cnidaria, Anthozoa, Scleractinia, Pocilloporidae. The record is from the annotation of a GenBank genome assembly.
AUGAACGACUUGAGUGAGGGAACGACGGAAUCCUUGAAGUCUGGUUCGUUUUCAGAGAAAUCUCCAGAAUUUAUUGCUGUUGACGCAUAUGUCGAUGAUGGUUCUUCUAGAAUUCAGGGUCAGCGAGAGGUUUCUGAAUUUUAUCUGGAGUACGUUAAUGUUCUUAGCAGCGGUAGCGAAACGUCAUUUACGAGUGAUGACAAGGAAAUUGCCAAAUCAUGGCGGGAAAGUCCAAGUCUUUCCAGUAACUCCGAACAACGCUACAACCGAGAUAGAAUUCCAAGCCAUUUUUCUCCAGAAGAUUCGGUGUUUUUGAGUGAUAGAUGUCAAGAAAGUUUAUACGAAGAAAAUGAGAUUAAUCCCUAUUUGCAUAACAGAUCAGGCACGAAAAGACUCAGUGAUUCAAAUCCCCCGACCUUUCGAUCCUUUUCAAGUGAAGCCGGCUCAAAAGGAAGUUACAGAUACCAAAAGGAUGUAGAACGUUUUCGGGAACAUCUAGAAGGCAUCGAAACUUCUGCCCUAUCGAGCUGUUAUCAGGAGAAGGAUAAUAUUAACUCAGACCCCUGGUUUCGUGGUCAAGAGGUCAAUUCGGACGGUCUACAAAACACGUCACGCAGAAUACAUGACAGCUUGGAUGAUUUGUUUUCGGAAGAUUCAGAAUUGUGUGACAGCUCGGAAGUUGUUGAAGAUGGCUAUUCAUCCACAAGCAGUGCUGACAGUAGUUUUGUGCGCUUCGCACUCGUUGGAAAACGGGGGAGCCAAAGAAUGAAGAGAAACGUUCCCACCAGGGUCAACAAGAUGGAUCGUAAAAAAAAGCACAGCAGCGACCCAUCUCGAGAGAGAAGAGAAUCUGGAGGAAAAGAUGGCGACGAAGGAGUUAUGGCUUGUGUGGUUUCAGGAAUUUCUGGUGGACCUGCUGUCAGAGUGUUUCGCAAUGAAGUUUCGCAGCAAACGUAUCCUAGGUCGAGGAGGCGUGAAGUACGGUAUCCACGAGAUUUGGAAGAAGCUCUGACUCGUCGAGAUGAAACGAAAAGUGCUGGGAGUGAGAACAAUGACUCGGAGGGGACACGAGCCCAAAACAAAAGAAGCAAUGAGAGUGGCCGUAGGGUCGUAUUUGGAGUGUUUAGAACUCAAGGAAAUCCUCCUAGCAUUGAUCGAGAAAGUGGAAGAAGCUGCGAUACAAAAAAGCUUCAUCCUAAUCGAGAAAAUUCCAUUCAUAACAUGGAGAACUUCACUGAUCAUGACGGCCGUUUGCCAGCCUUCGACGGAAACAAACGUUUUACCCAAGAUCUUCUCUCCCUAACGGCAAGUCGCAAUGAUGGUGGUGGUGGAAAUGAUGGCUACUUUUCCGCGGAAGAUGGGAUGAAUGCCUUUUCUGGGUCAAAGAAAGUCACUCUGGCAAGCGGCGUCUGGAAACGGAUGUCGACUAAUGCAGGAAACGAGUUGCGUACAGCUGACGAACGAGUAAAGCAGAAACAGCGGGAAAAUGCGAAAAGAGAUGACCAAAACUUACUUGCACAUUCAAUGACGAGAUCGCUCAAUAGUGGAAAAGAUGAACGAGGCACCGCUUUAGAGUCGCACCUAUCAGGCUAUAUAGAACGACCGAUCGAUGUAAGUGUUAAGGCCAUAAGUAGGACCCCGAAAGUCCGAAGACCACGGAGAAAGCCUAGUGAAGUCGAGCAACAGGGUUUGCAUAACGACAACGAAAGGAUGAAAGAUUCAAAGUUUCUGUCAGAAGAAAUGCAUGCAAGCUAUCUUGAAAGGCAACACGGAUUGAAAGACGGAAGAUUAAGAGACCAGUCCGAGGUACAUAGAGAUGACUUUAUCAAUAUUCAGGAACCCUCUUCAGCUUUGAAUUCUGCAACCUUUUCAUUAGAUCUCAGUAGUGAUUGGCAAGAUCGGACAGAACGUGGAAAUCCUGAAGCAAGAACAGAAUAUUCAAGUCCAGAAGCGCAGUUGAAAAUAGAUAAAGUACAUGGAAGUACACCGCUUGAGUAUGACGCUGUUGUAUGGAAGACUGAGUUAAUGACCCCUGUUAAACAGACUAUAAAUGAUUCUAUCAGGGGCUCCCUCCAGUUCAACAGCGAUUGUGACUCUGAGUGGCAAGUAUGUGUGCAGAAGAGUGGUCGACCGCAUCCAGAAGGUCAUAUGGGCGUGACGCUCGUAUCUGAUUUGGACGAUUUCGAGCAUUCUAGUGAAGGAAAGCGUACCUUAAGCCAGACUUCUGAAAGCAAUCAGGCUAAUUUAGGUGUUCCCAAAUCAAGAGAAGUUUCUCUUAACUAUCUGAGAGGAAAAAUUGCAAGGCACGAUUCUUUUGAAAGGCCAAGGCAAAACUCCCCAAUUACUACUGAAAACUGGAGUAUAGAUCGAGGUGUUGAGCUAAAUGCGGCCAACAACAGUGAUGGUGUAGAUCUCAAUGAAAAUGAUAGCAUUUCUAAAGGUGCUGGCGACUUCGCUGCUAAGGCCACCCGGAAAGAAAGUGGCUCUCCAGCUUUUUCAGGUGGAACCACAGAAGUGAGUAUGGAUACAGAUGAUACCUGGAAGGGAGAUGAUGUGAGUUAUCAGAGAGACGAAAUGGAUAUCGCCAGCCCAGAACCUAACAGGACACCAGGUAUUGGUUUGGAAGCAAAUGAGGAGACCGCUUAUGUGAAAAGUGCUGAAAAUGAUAUGGAAAUUGCAAAGCAACCAAGGGAUUUCCCUUCGUUUCUUGAUUCACAAAACGAAACCAAGAGAAAGGCGGCCAAGGAAGACAAACGUGAAACAGGGUACUCCAAGAAAAUAAAGCGUCUUUCAGAAACUUAUACUGAGGGAGACGAACUUCUUCCGACGAUAAAAAGUGAAUUCUCUUUGAAACCUUUCAGUUCGACGGUACAACGUUUAGAACGAAACUCAACUGAAAGACCUGAAGAACACCGGACAACAACCUUUGGAUAUCCAAGAAGUUUGUACCAAGAAACGGCUUGUGGGAAGAAAGCUUCCAAAAGAUAUUUCCACACAGAGCAAGAUCAGGGAAGGGAGAACUCUUCGACAGAAGAUGUUAGCCGAGAAACAUUUGUGAGAAGCGACCAUUUCAGUACUUCGUAUCCUUCGCAAACGACAAGCAGUCAAGGAACGUUGAAAUCCACUUCACUUCUGGAAUCGACGACAGAUCGGGCCCUUGCCUUAGCAGACCAUGACGACAAAAGUAUCUCUCUUAGUCCAGAGUUGGAGAAUGAUUUUGCGUCAACACAUGGGAUAUCGAGGGAAGAAAUACGGGAACCUCAAGGUUCCUUUACAGCUCCUUCUUCAGAAGAUGGUGCCAAAACGUUUGAGCUGAUGUUGGAACGAAGUGCACAGAAGAGAUUGACCGAAGAAAUGCCGCAAUCCAGUUCAAGCACUCAUCCGAAGUCUUCGAUUCAGCCUUCUAUGGAAAGUGUCACCACCUCAGUGCUAGAGUUGGAGGGGAAGAGCCAAAGGAGACUUCUAGGAGAAAUCCCAGAUAUCAGUUCUCGUAGUUCUUUGAUAGCCCCUUUGGAGACUAUUGCGUCUUCAGGACCAAAGGUGGAAGGCAGUGGACAGAAGAUACUAAUAGAAAAGAGUUCGGAAAUCAGUUCCAGAGAACAAGAGAGUUUCUUGGCAGAUCCUUCUUGUAUAGAGAGAGGCACAUCUUCAAAACCAGAGAUAAAAGGCAAUGAACAAAGGAAAGCGACGGAUCCAAUCCCACAAAUUAGUUCUAAUGGUCAUCCGACCUCCUUAACAGCACCAUCUUCUGAGGAAAGUGUCACAUCUUCAAAGCGAAAGUUUGAAGCCAGUGGACAUUCAGUGUUGACUCCUGAAAUGCCAAAAACAUUUUCCAGCUAUUUUCAGAGUUCCCCGACCGCGCCCUCUUUUAUUGAAACGUCCACAUUUUCAGAACCAAAGUUGGAAGGAAGAGAGAUUAGUAGAUUGAAUGAAGAAAACCCGGGAACUAGCUCCAGAGAUGAACAAAGUUCCUCGACAACACCCUCUUUAAAAGAGAGUACCGCAACUUCAGAGCCAAAUUUUGAAGGCAAUGAAAAGUUGGGAGACACGGAAAAAAUCUCUAAAAUCAGAACUAUCGACCUUCAAAGCUGUUUUAAUGCGCCUCCCAAGGAGACCUACGCAUCAUCUAAACCAAAACUGGAAAGCAAGAUUCUAGAAAACAUUCCGACUCCGGACAACGGUGGUCGAAAUAGCGAUGGGGAUGACUCCAAGUUUUCUGACUUUUCCGGGAAGGAAAAUAACCUCCAUGUCCUUAUCCUGCCUGGGGAUGAAGUAGUUGUGUGGGAUGACAUCGAGUCUAAAUCUUUCUCCACAGGUCAUUCGUUAAUCUUAAACAAUGACAAUGAAGUUCCAGAUGCUGAUAAAGAUGCUGAGAAGAAGCUACGAUCUCUCAAUACGCUCACAGACACUGUCCUCAAGGAGGAUGAUAAUAGGAAAAACCUAACAUCGUCAACAGGAAUUCCCACUUGGACAGAAACUUCACGACUUCACAGAUACUCUAACGAUGAAUCAAGAGCUAAUAGCUCUUCUGAAGAAUUUGGCGGCUACGUUGAGCGAGAUGCAGAUUCCUUAGAUCCUAAAACUGAUCACGAAGACAGAGAAUUUAGCAAUAAGGAGCUAUGCGUAGUGGAGAAUGUUUGUUAUGUAGCUUCUACCGACAACGAUUGUCAGUGGGAAGACGGAUCUCAAAGCGUGAAGCUUGACGGUGAUCUUUUGGUCGAAAGAAAUGCCUUUUUCUCCGAACAGGAGAUGGGUUCAAGUCCCUCCGAAUCCCUAGAAAUUAGAAAGACAGAUGACGGUUUAGUCUGCGACGAGGAAAUGAGAGGCAAUGAGGUAAACGAGAUUUCUUGUACCUAUGACAUGGAUGAAUACUCUUCUGAAGAUCAGGUGAUCGAAGUCUAUGGAAACGAUGCACCGUACUCGACGUAUCCUGAAAACAGUUACUCAAGUUCAGGAGAUAUUAACAUGAAAACUGAAAGUGACGCCCUUGCAUAUGUAGGAAGCAAGGUUGUGAGUGAGGAAAUCCGUGAACCAGCUGAAACGAGAAAAAUUCACCUGGUGCAACCAGCAGACGGAUUAAGUGGACGCUCGUCAUAUGGUUCUGAUCACACUGAAUCACCGAAGGAAAAUGAAAGUUUUUGUGAAACAGAGGCCAAUUUUGGGAUAAAGGAAGUUUGUCAUCAAAGACUUUUAACCGUUUCAGCUACAAUCCCACAUUCUAACUCAGAAGAAAAUUUCGAAAUUGCUCCAUUAUAUGAACACUAUACCGACUAUUCAGCCGUGCAGGGUCUUGACAAGCAAUGCCAAGUAGAAAUCCUACAGGAUAAUUUCCGGAAGUACGAAUCAAGGGAAAGUCAGACUUCUUUUUUGAACGGUGCUACAGAUAGGGGAUAUCAAACAAAUAAGGUCAGUGACUUACCUAAUCUUAGAGGCACAUUGAAAAACCAAAGUAUCGAAUGUCAAACGGAGUUACCUACCAUUUGCUGCGUCAAGUGCGGAGGCCCUGUAGAUUCAUUCGAAAUUCGCGAUAAGCUACCAGAGGAAUGCCGAUACACUGAGAGAGAAUCCCAGACAAUCUCUGGAUAUGGGCAUAUUUCGACAUCAUCGAAGGAAUGUCAGACAAGUCCUGCAAGAGAUGAUUUUGCACAAUUACUGCUUCAUCAAAGCAGUGCAAAGAUUAUUGGGAGUAGAGCAGUUCAAGAUAUUUCCUUUGAAAGCAAGGGAUGUCAAACGUCUCAGAAGAGCCUUCUAUUAAUCACUGGCGGAGCGCAGUCCCCUCAGGGAUGGACAUCAUAUCACAAGGCUGGCGUUUCGGACAAAGAAAUCCAAACAUCAUCUAAUGUUGUGUUCGUUUCAUCACCAGCCCAGUGCGACAUACUUCCCUUCACUGAUAUUGGUGACGUAGCUGCACGAGAAAACGAAACAUCCCGGAUUGUUUCCUUCGAUACAAAAGAGUGUCAAACAGUGCGUGACCUUGAACUUCUUUUGGCGACGUCCAAAUAUUGUCAGACCUUUUCUUUCGAAACUAUAAGCGCUGGGAACGGAAAUAGACCAACACUCGACAGCAAAGGAUGCCAAACUCUCCCCCCCAGUCAAACCGAGUCAAAGGAAUGCCAGACAGUGGAGGAAGUUAUAUGGGAUACAACUGAUGCUGCUAAAAGUUCUAAGGAUGAUCAAAGCGUAAGUAAUAUCAGCGUACAGUGCCAAACAAUAUCUGACUCAACAAAUGAACUAUAUCAUCCACUGUGGGACCGUUUCGAUUCGAUGGAAGUGGGUGGCGAGGAUGCUAGAAGUAAGUCCUCUGACCCUCUUCAUCGAAAUGCGCUUACCAUAAGUUGUGAAAACAAAGGAAGUCAAACAAAGCCUGAGAGAGAUAUCCUCCUUACAUCUUCAAAACUCUGCCAGACGACAAUUUUAGACACGGCUAUGGCCUGUAAGAACAAAGAAAGCCAGACGCAACUGGAUUACGAAAUCUUCUUAAUUUUGUCAAAAGCAUGCCAAACAAUACCAUACGGUUUGGACGAUACGGAUUCAAAGUCUUCCAUUGAUGGGCCUAUUGGCUCUCAAGACUUUGAAUUAUCUCUUGCUGAAGGCAGCGACCAGCAAUUAGAGAUCUUCAGUCCGCCAAACCAGAUGGCGUCUCGCCAUCGUCCAGCCACUUAUGGCAAGAGCCCCGACACUAUUGAGGAAUCCGUCAUGGGAUUUCAAUUCUUCCAUGGAAUGGACGAAACAAACCUUUGCAAAAAUAACGGUUUGGAACCACUUUCGCCAGUAAGCUCUUCUGUAGUUGUGGAAGUCUUAGACAAAGGCUGUCAAGCCAUGUUGUGCGAUUGUGGAAACUGCGCUGAACAACAUGCGCUCUUGAGCAAUUCUGCUGAAAUGUCAAGUGAUGCUGAGAAAGGGUAUUUUCUUUUCUUUCUUUCUCUCUCUCUCUCUCUCUUUUUCAAUUGUCAAACGUAAAUACCUUCAUGGUUCUUCGCCUUUCGAUUAAGAAGUAAAAUAAGUGAUAACUUUAUUUGCGAGAAAAAUGCUGUCGAUGUUCCUUUGUUUAGCUUUACGUGAUAGAGAAACAAGUCGUUCCAGCGAUUCAGUUAAUCAGAAAGCGCUAUUUGUGGCAUGUUUUCUUCAUCUAAAUGCUAUCAUCAUGUACAAUUCGUUGUGGAAGUAACCAACUUGUCCUACGUUAUUAUGAUCUGAGACAUUUAUGAUUCCGUAAAUCUGCGCAUUCGAUCUUCUUCGACUACCUUGUCAAGGUUACUUUUGGUAAAAAUUCGUAAUCCAAACCUAAAUCAAGAAAAUAAUUGAAGUUUAGGGAAUGCCAGCUACAUUGAUUACUGAUGGCUUAUUUUUUAAAGUUGAGCGGCUCAUGUUCCCAACAAUCUUGCGAUUGGUUGGGGCUCGUAUUAAAUUAUGAAGCCGUGUAAUGGUUGCCUUGUUAAGGCAGAGGUUUAAUGUUCGAUAACAAAGUUUCACUUUUGCGUUUUAGGGCGGCUAUGCGAGUGUCAGAAGGUAUGCAAAAGGAACAAGCAAGUCUCAUUAAGCAGCUGGAUAUGCUCAGGUAACAUAGCUUCAUUGCUUAUUUAGGACGAUGCUCUCUCCCAUACGGAAAGUCAAGUAAAGCUCAACGUCUCUUGUUGAGAUGCGGUUAACUCUUUGGCCCCUACGAGUGACAUACAUCUAAUUUCCCCUGACAAUAUCACCCCUGGAUCAUACAUUAAUGUUACGAGAAUAAAGCAAAUGAUCAUCAACUAAACAAGGUCUUUACCGUUCAACAACUCUCCUUGUUGGUUCCUUUGGAAAUGUAUACAGAACAGAAUGGAGACUAUGCAUACUGAUAUUAGGAUGUAAAGGGUUAAGCGCCCCUUCCAGUUACUGUAAUUUAAGGGACCUGUGUUAAAGAGUCAUUUUUGCAACAUACAGAAUUGAUUGGGGUAUUAUUGCUAUGGUCAGAGUUAUAGCACUUUAGAUUUUUGAUUCUAUGUUUCCUUUUUGUUUUUGCCAAUGUUUUCAAAGUAAAAAAGAGAAGUCACAUACAACUUCCUAAAAUCGUUGUUUACCUCUGCAACCGAAUUAACAACUGCUCAUAGCUCGGGAGAAACUUGUCUAUCACUCCAUCGUGUUUUGUAGCUAUCUUUACGCUCUGUUUUUUAGCCAUCUUUGCAAUCAGAAACUUAAAACUCGUUUGCCUCUGAAACUCGGUACUUACACUUAAAACUAACUGCUUGUUUAUCUUUACUACUUUUCAUUAAAGGGAUAUGAAUCAGAAGCUCAGAGAUGACAAGGAUGCAAUCGAGGCAGCACAUCAAGCGGUAAGCCCCAAACUGGUUUAACUUGUCGAAAAGUUGACAGACCUGUUUUGAUAACCUGACCAAAGGACUUCCUUAUAUUAUCUUUACUGACGCCGUUCAUUGACUAUUUGUCGUAACAAUUACUUAUUGAAAAGCUAUGAGUAAUGGAAAAGCAAAUUAACAAUGCUGACGUACGUACGUUAUUAAUGAUGGCACAGUUUACCCAACUUAAAUUGACUUGAUGGUAAUUUCGAUAUAAUACUAGUUAAUAAGAUAUUAAUCAAGAAAUAAUUUGUAAUGAUAAUCAUUCUCUCUAACUGACUUAUUUUUGCCAAUGCCUGCUGCGCAUGUGCUGGACCUUCCCAUGGGAUUCGCCACAGAUGUUAAUGGCUGUACGUAUUUCUUGAUUUUUUUGGCUUGUUAAUUUUUUUAUUUUGUUUUGGUUUAUUCUGUUCUUUUUUUUUCGGUAGCCUUAACAUGUUUUUUAAUUCUCCCUCGAGUGUACGAAGGUUUUUUCAUAGUUUUCUAUGAGAGAAAAAUUGUUCAUCGAAUUAAAUCAUUUUAAAAUAUAUUCUCAGGAGUAACAACUAAUCAUUGCUUGAAACCGAUGAGUUAAAUACUUUGAACUCUCUUUUAAAUCUUAAAACUUAAAUUGUAAUUUUUCUGAGGUAAGUUUCGAUGUUUAGCUGGCUUAAUUUUUUAAAUUUCUUAUUAUUAUUUUAAACCUCUCGUAACCGGCUGUCAUUGUUAGCCACCGUUUAAAUAGCCACGUCACGGGAGAUCCUUCUCCAAGAUCGCAGCUGCAACCUUAACCAGUAAAUAUUAAUUUCUACCGGAAAUUUACACCAGCUUUAAAACAAGCACAUUCGCUUGGUAAUCCUCCAGAGUUUAAUUUUGGCCUGGAGUUUUUUCCAGAAGAGAAAAUUUAUGUGGAAUCUGUAGAAAUUGGAUGUAAGGUUCUGGCUUCUUGAACGCUUUCAAAUGUGAGCAAUGUCGUAUUUUUAUAUCCAAGAAUAGAGGUUUCAUUGUCGCUUACCUGGACUGCGUAAUUUUCUGCUCUGAGGGUUGUUUUUCCUAAAAUGUUUAAUUCAUGCGUCAUUUUGGAGAAAGGUUUAUUCCUACUGUUGUGCGACUCUAUAGAAAGUGGCUGUGAUAAGGCUUUUCAAAUCCUCCCUUUAACGGGCAUGAGGCAAAAACGCUCAACUAAUGCAACCAACGCAAGCAAACAUGGUGUACCAUUUAAACAUACAAAGUAACUUUCCUGAAACAACAGUUUGUGUGACCUUAAGGAAAGACUCCUAACUCACCUGUUACCGUGAUUUGCCUUCUUUAUAACAAUUUAUAAUUGAGGGUCGAGAGUUAUCCGGGAUUGCACUGGUUUUGAUCUUCUUUGCUCUGUGAUUGGUCAAAAAAAAACUUCCACCACUCCCUCAACCACUCAGAUGCAAAACUUAAACCAAUCACGACUUGGUCGCCCGCGUUUUCCCGCGCUUUAGGCAGCUUGGUUGGUUUUACUUUGAGUUCUCAUUGGCUCUUAAUGAUAUUUUCGUUUCUUCUGAUUGGUCAUUGUGAUUGUUUUGGUUUUGAUUUUACGAAACUCAAUUAAAAUGCGCUCCAAUCGCUCCGACAAAUGCAUGGUGCACUUGGGCCGUCGAGGAGGGCUUCUAUCAAUCACCAAACUGGACCUCAUAUAAGCACAAACUUGUAGACUUCUUUAAAUUUGAAAUAAACUGUGAAAUGUUAGUGCCAGGCGUAAAGCAUAACGUACUUUAACUUAGGCCUAAUAAGUACUGCUUAUUAAACAGAAAAAGGAAAGAGGACAUGGCAGUCUCAGUGAUGAGAUUGAAGAAGCCGAGGUAAGAUAAAAUACUAAUUUGAAAUUUUCAGGUUUGGUUUAAGAUAUCUACACCUAUUGAAUAUUUGCCUUUUUCAGAUAAAGCGUAAAUUAACUUCAGGCGUUCUUACGCAAAGAACGUGUGAAAGCUCACUCUUUAACUUUGGAUUAUAAUGCGUGGCGUGUAAAUUAAAAGUGAACACUGAGUUAAAAAAAAAAAAAAGCUUAAUGCUGUUGAGUUAAAACUCCGCACACGAUAUCAUUAAAGGAUCUCGUACAAUUUUGACUGCCUUACGUAACAGAAAUUUGAAAGUCUAAUGGUUGCUUCAAGUUAAUUGUUGCUUGUUCAAGAUACUGUGAAAGUAAUCUUAUAAUGAAGGCAAACUUAUGUAUGUAAACAAGUGUAAACAUAUUCAAACGUUUCAACAGCUUGGAAGGAAAAUCUCGUUCCCAGGGCCUUCUUUACAGUGAAAAGUUUAGUCAGAGAUGAAAUUUCUCCUCACAUCCGGAUUGGCUCGUGUUUCAAGCGAAAUACAACAAGCACGAUGGGAAAUGGCUUCGCCCAGAGCCAUGCUGUGUUGAAAAUCGCGCCCUCGCAUGGAACAGGGCUAAAAUUGAAGAAACAUUUAUUUGUCCCUUGAAGGGUUAGGAAAAUGAAAGUCAAUGAAGUUGAUAAACAUUAUUCGACUUGACAGUGUCCUUACUUGAUUACGUUAUUUUGACGUCCACGUGCUUAGCUGUCCGAAGCUCUAAUAUUCCCUGGCAGGUUAGAAUCAUUAUGUACCUAGCCACCUACAGAACGUCCCCUCCUUGAUGCCCUAAUGUUUUUUUUUGACAGAAAAAGACCAAAGUUUCUCGGCAAGGUUCCCAGAUGUCCAAGUACGUGAGAAAGAGACGUACCCCUGGUGCGGAGGAAACAUGGGGAAACCAAGGUUCCGUGGGAUCGUUAAGUGAAGAGGAAGUUGACGGGCCUAACAAAAGGUUUGUUGGGAUAAGAGGGAUACAUCUUUCAACAGGAGGGUGGAUACACUAGACAUUUUUUUUUUGGGGGGGGUAAAUGGGGAGCUCAGGGAGAUUGAAAGAUUGAAAGGGCUAGGGUACUUGUUUUGUUAAUCGUGUUUCCCGCAUUAUCAACAGGAACUCGAGGUAUCCCAGGAUGCAAAAAUGAGGAGGGGAGGGGGGAAGUGGGAAUUGGGUGAAAUUUUGAUUUUUCUUCCAAAAGUAUUUCAUUAUUUAACCUGUUAAAACCAUCGUAAGUCCCGCAAAUUGCAGCAAUUUGCAAUCCUACAUAAAUAAUUUUAACACUUACACAUUUUUUAAUCAUUGACAUCAAGUUGUUAUUAUUACUUAAAAAAAUUGAAAAAAGGAGAACUACCACAAUAUGACUAUGAGACAAAUAAUCCACAUAAACAUACAUUGGUUAGAACCAAAAACUAAUAACGAAAAGACAAAAUAAGUUUGCAUUAAAAAGAGUUUGUAAAUUCCCUCAAAGCCUGUUUUAACACUAAACUCAACCUCAGAGAGAGAAACUUUACCUUUUUUGUGGAGGAGACCUCUUAAUAAAACCUUGAACUUUAUCUCAAGAUGAUCGCCAUUAUUCUUAACUGACUGAUGAGAUUGGUCCUUUAAUAAAAAAAAUCCGUUAAUAAUAACAUCUAUUUGGCCAAAUCAGGCAGUUCUUGAAUUUUAAUCACUAAUCUAAUGGAAUUUCAAAUGAACUUGCCUAGUCGGUUAGUUACGACUGAAAAUAAUUUCCACUAAAUGAGAAGCACUCCCUUGAUAAGUUAACUCUUUGACCUCCCGGCGGAACUAGGAUCUAAUUUCUCCUUACAAUAUCACCUUAGGCCACAACAAUAAAAGAAAUGAUAACCAACCAAAGAAGUUCUUGAUGGUUAAAUAAAUUCUCCCUGUCAGCGCCUUAGAAAAUGUGUAAAGAACUGUAUGGAGAAUAUGCAUAAUGAAGUUCGGGUGAAAGUAGUGAAGCAAGAACAAGCAGUAAAUCUUACGAAGUAACUUCGUGGUUAAUAGUGAAUUUCUUAAAUGUAGUUAAACGUGAUUUAAACCUAUCUUUUAUAAGUGACUCCGCACGACCUCCCGCGAGAAGGCGAUCUAAACGGCGCGACAUGAAGAAACAGGGCUCUGUUUUGCAUUCGUAUUUCCCAAAUGCUGGUACUGGUAAGCAAAGGUAGGUAAAAAUGGAAGAUAUUACAAAUUGAAUCUGAUCUGCUCAAGUUGAGCGGAGCUAAGGUCCUCAAACCAUAUGAAAAUAUGCUAAAAAAAACACUUUAAAUAAAGGAAGUAAAAAGGUGACGACUUAAAGGAUUUAAUUAAAUGCUUCAAGUAAGAAUGUUAAAUAGUUUGAAAGAUAAACCUCUAUUCGACUCAGUGAUAUUUUAGCUGUUUGACCGCGAUCGUGGAAAAUGUAAUCUUCUGACCGCCAUCCAUGGAUGUAUCAUUUCACAAAAUUUUCAAGAAACGAGUUAGGACGCUGCUUUUUCACUCGAACCUUGUGUACCCUUAGGUUUGUCCUUUGAGGAAUUAAUUUUAGAGGGAAAAAAAUUGGGUACCUUAGUAAUAUAUUUAUCACUCUUCAUUGAGUCUGCGCCUGUCUAUUCAACUAAGUUGCUGUUUUAUUUUAUCAGCGAUGGCAGGUGUCUAGCAAGAUCCAAGCUAAUAAUAUCUAUAAAUGAUGCUAAAACCGAUAGAAAUAGUGAGAUUGAUAAUGAUAACACCAAUAACAUCACUGCAAAACGUCAUGGUCAGUUUUUCAUAACUCAGACUUGAGCAUUCGACUGACAAACAACUCCGAUAAUCACUUCUGCUUAGUUGGUCGAAACGUCAAUGGAUGUUACUGACAUCAGUUCAUUUCAGAACUACUCUCACUGAGAGUAAUAUUUUAUUAAUAUUUUAAAUGCAAGAACACAUUUCCGCUUUAAACAGGCUGCUUUUCUUUUACUACCAGCUCUGCGUCCCUCCCUGACUCCAUACGAGAAGAGGCUGAAUUUGAAGGAGAUCCAACUCUUGAACUCAUCUCAGAUGAGAAGCUGCAAGAGGAAGAGCGGCCGGCUUGGGCCCAAAAGAUACUGUCUUGUGUGCAACCUAAAGGUAUGAAUAACAAUCCUUCCCUGCAAGUGACUCAGACAUAUUUGGUAGAGAAAAAAAGAAAUUCCAACUGCUCCUCAGAGGUAGCAAUUCCAUGUAACUAGGUACCCUAGGCUUAGGAAAACAUCCUGUUUGCUACUGGGAUCCAAGAAAAGUCCAUUUGUUGAAAUUGGGUGAUGAUGGAGACAUAGGUAAAAUCAUGUUAUGAAGAGGAAGCAUGACCGAGUUUUUAGGGGACUGGACUUUCAGUUCUCAGUUACCCAUGGUUCAAUCGUUCGGCGGCGCCCCUCACCUAGCCAGAGAGUAUACCUUCGACCUUCUGACUAUUUGUUUUCGAUUUGGUGUAUUUCUUUCUAUUUGCAAUAGCCCUUUCAGCCCUUUUUGGAAGUGGUUAAUUCAGAUUUCAUUAUCAUUAUCACAUCAGAGUGGUACACCAUAAAGUUUAACUUAUUUUGGUGGAACAUACACUUGUCAAAUAGUUGGCACCACUAUACGCGGAAAAAAGGAGAUAACUAGUUUCCCAACAUAGUUGCCAAGUUGUGUCUGCGAGUGGACGUAUUGGUAGUCGCUAGACGUGCCGGUAUGCGUCUUGGUAAAAGGAAACCAAUCUUAAAAUAAUGCUGUCGGGGUGUAAGACAAACUUUGCUUAACUGCCGUUCUCAAAACUGUGUAAAGAGAACCGAGAAAAACCGAAUACACUUAAUCCAGCAACGCUAUAUAUUUUAGAACUUGUAGAAGAAGAGGGAGAAGAUUCACAGAUGAGGACAAGCGACGAAGAACUCGAAGAAGACGUGUUCAGAACAAGAAAAGCUGAUUUGAUAUCUGGUGAUGGUAAGUUGUUCUCUUAAGUGUACAUUUAAAUCAGUCAGCGCUUAUUUGCUGCUCGGAAGGUUUGAUUGAAAUAGCUCUACAGUGGAUAGAAGACAGAUUAAAAAAACAAAAGGUGGGAAGACUAAUGUUUGACUACGUCUAAUUCUCAAACUAGGUAAAUAUUUUAUUUUUAUUCACAAAAGUACAAAUAUUUUCGCAACGUUGCUGAAAUUGCUUUAAGUCAAACAGCUGAAAGUUUUUAUUAAGUGCAGUGGAGAUCACUAAUGUGCGUGAACGCAGCGUGGAAUAUGGGAUAUCAUAAACCAUGGUUUCGCUCUCAGGUCUUUUAUGUCGGCGUUACACACCUUGCGCGCAUGUCUUCAUAACAAACUGAGUUUCCAAGACUUCUACAUGUUUAUAACUGACUGUAUAUAUUUAUAAGUGACUGAUUGCUUUCCUGUUUCAGGCACCAACAGGUUAAAAACAGGGAAAGAUGACUCCGACAUGUCAUAUUCUGAGGGAUUGAGCGGCGAAACUGGCAGUGAGACAGACGAGAGACCAAACUCCCCACGCGCAGCGCCUGUCGGGAAGGACAAUGAAAUGAAUCGAGUAGGAUCAGUAAGUUUGUAACUGUCUCCUGUUUUGGCGAUUGUUUCUUUUUGGCGAUGCAUUCCCAAUCAUACUGCUUCAGGUGUGGUUUGCCUGUCGGUCCCCAUUUUUUUAUUUUCUGUAUGCAUGUCCUAGUGGCACUUCUACUAUUCUCUAUAAUAUUUAAAUUCAAUUUUGAAGAUAAAUUAUAUUUUUUAUUUAAGUUUGUUGUCUGCCCAACCUCACAAUAAAAGUUACUUCAAACUUGUUUGUGAGAUGGCUUUACAGUACUUUAUUUACAUCGAGUUUUGUUUAUGUGAAAGUGGCCUAUUAUUUCUGUUAUUAAUUGUUUUGCUUCAUCUCGUUAUCAUAUUCAUCGUUGCUAAUUUUUCAAUUGUGAGCUGCUUUUUCAUGUUGCACAAGCAAAUAGUGUGUUGUUAUUUCCUUGCUAUUGUGCUGGUUUUUUUUUCAAAUUUUCGUUUUGUGUAACCCACAUCUAGAACAGCCUUUGUAAGUCGAAAGUCAACACAUGAAUAGAUCAAGUUCUUUCACUAAUAUUUUUCUUUCUCCUCUAUUACUAAAGCUCGUUAUUUUUCUUUCUGGAACUCACAGCAGGACAUGAGCGAAGCAGGUGUGUCGACGAUUAGUGAGCCCUCCACACCAGAAAGAGUGUUCAAAGUGGUGUUUGUUGGCGACUCUGGUGUAGGAAAGUCUAGUUUCAUCCACCGGUUUUGCCAUGACGCUUGGAGACCUUCAUUCACUGCAACGAUAGGUACUUAGUUCAUUACACAUCGUGCAGGGUAGUAAUGUCAAUCUUAAGUCAAGUCAGGUUUUUUAUGCAGUUUUGAAGAGAGAGAAAUUUCCAACUGAGUGUCGAAAGUAAUUUAGGAUUGUAUGGGUUUUGUGUUACUCUGCUCAGUGGUCCAGAAAACUUGUGCUACUCUCUCAACCAAUCAAAACCAACUGCCUCUUGGUGACCCACUCUUUCCCGCGCUUUAGGCAGUGUGCUUGUUUUUCGUUGAGCUUCCACUGUUCCCUCGUGAUCUUUACCUUUGCUGUGAUUGGCAAUUGGCCAUUUUUGUAAUAGGGGAGAUUUCUAAGUGAAUUUUGUCCCAGGCAGUUCAAUUACGUCUGUUCCAAACGUUCUCAUUUUGGUAUUUUCCUUAGACAUCGAAUCGAAGAUUUCCCGGCGUGUGUACACGUUCAUAAUUUGAUACAAAAAUUGAGUUGUAGCUCAUACUCAUAGUCGCUGUGUUGUUUCACCUGUCCAGGGGUUGACUUCCAAAUUAAAACGAUGUGUAUAGAUGGCAGAUGUUUUGCACUGCAGCUCUGGGACACUGCUGGCCAGGAGAGGUGUGUACAUAACUAUUCCCUAAUAACAUCAGUGGCAGACCUGGCUGUGCCUCGUCUGAUCCCUUUUUGUUACUACUACAUUUUGACUUCAUCUGUGAACAAUAACUGGACAUGACAACACAGAAUCUAUUUCUUAACACAAUUGACGUCAUCUGUGACCUAUUAGGUAACAGACGUACGACUACAUAGAAUCUAUUUCAUGUGUGUUUCUGAAAUAGAGAACACUGUUCCGACCACAAGAAUGCAACUUUUAAUUCGGAUCGAAGCCUGCGGCAUGUAACGGUUGCUGUUGGACUGUUCUCAUACCAUCUUCUUUUUCUAUCUGGCAGAUUUCGAAGCAUCACAAAACAAUACUUCAGGAAGGCAGACGGAGUAAUUGUAUUUUAUGACAUCACCAUGGAGACAUCAUAUCUAAACAUAAAAAACUGGAUGAUAAGCGUGGAGGUAUUAUUACAUUUCGCCUCAAGGAAUCAUUCUCAUGACCUUCAUAUGUGAUUCAAGUAUGAUACUGUAACUCGGGAGAAAUUAAGUGCUAGUCCCUCUCUUGGGUUAGAGGGUUAAGGUCAUUCCUGGGAGUCAAAGGGUUAACCUGUGAAGAAAGAUGCUGGACAUUUGUGACGAAUGUGGGAAAAAAAAAUGUGAAUCCCCGUCGGAUGUGAAUCUCAUUUACUUCUGAUUUCAUGGUCAAGUUCACUGGAAACCGAGUCACGAGGAAAUCAUCGGUAAGCCAGAGCACACAACAGGUUUAUAGUUACUUAUUUUUUGUAUGUGUAUACGUGUUUCAGGAAGGAACGGAUGACGGCACAGCUAUCAUGAUUGUUGGUAACAAGACUGAUCUGGUAGAGGAUGACAGCCACCGAGCAGUGCAGAGUCAGGAAGGAAAGAAAUUGGCUGAGGUACAUUCUUAAGCGAUUGAUUCAUUGACUGACUGCCUGACUAACUGACUUCUUGACUUUCUGCCUUACUGACGUACUGAACGACCGAUUCAGUAACUGUUUUCGUAAUCAUUGAGCCGUCAAUAGAAUGAUCCGACUGACUAACAGGGUCAGUGACAGACGGACAGGCUGGCUCACUUUGUCUGAUGAACUGGCCAACUGAAUGAUCCGACUGACUAACAGAAUCAAUGACAAACGGACUGGCUGGCUGAUUGACUCACUUUGUCUGAUGGAAUGGCCGCCCAUCAUUUUAACCGUUCUAAUAGUUAGCUUAUUUACAGAUUAUUAAUGAUUAUCCCUUUAUCUUCUCACUACAUCUACUUGCCUUACAGGAAUACAAAGCCUUGUACACUGAAACGAGCGCAAAAACGGGGUACAACAUAACGGAAUCGAUGGCGGAAUUUUCCAAGUGAGUACACCAAUUUGAUACGCUAUCUUUCUGAUUCUUAUAUCAGUUUUUUUUUUGUCUUGGAUAACCCUCUGAACUUCCUUCCUGUUUUAGAAUGCUGCAAGUGAGGGAAGACGAAUUAAUGCAGAGCGUUUUGAAUCUCGUGCAAGAAAAACCUGGCAAGAAGAAAUGCUGUAAAUAAUAGUUCUUGGUGUCGUAUCGUCAGGUAUGCCCAUCUUCGAACCAUUACUCCUUUAAUUUCCUGUGAUCUGAAAUCCCCUUCUUAAAAUGUCUGCGUUCGGAUAAUUUGCCAGGUAAUCGGUUGUUUGGGCGCUGUUGAUGGUCAUUUUAUACACUAUACUACUCUUACACAUAAUAUGACAUGCAGCAUCCUUUCAACAGUGUCUUUCGCGUGUCCCUUUCCCUUAGAAAACAGGGCGCAAGGUACGAUCGCUCCUGUCCGCCUAACGUCUUAGCGCACCCAAUUUUGGAAUCAUUGAUAAUUAGUUUACUAACCUUAUAGGGCGCUUUUCGGCUGAGUGUCGUAAAACCAAAAGCAAAGUCCAAUCAGAAGAAAGGAAAGCCAGUACCUUUUAAAACAAAUGAGAACUCAAAGAAAAAUCAACCGCGGGAAACGCGGGUGACCAAGUCGCGAUUGGUUUUAGAGAGGUUGAGAGAGUGGUACAGAGUUUUUUAAACAAAGCACAGAGCAAAGUAAAGCAAAACCAAUACUAACCCGGAGUUCUUUUAGCAAUUCAACUGAAAAUUGCUCUAAAAGUGAAUGCUCUUAGUUACCGACCAACCCUGCGACUUACUGAUAUUGCUGUCAAAGAGAAGUCGAGAUGUACGUGAGCGGUCAUUUUGAUUUUCCUAACUUUUGCGAGGUCAAUGCGAGGUGACAAUUUUAUCAGCAAACAUUUUGUAGAGUCAUUAUUUUCGUUAUGCCUAACGCAUUGUUAAAGAAAGGCCAGGUUGCUCUUGCAACUGAACAAUUCAUUGCCAAGUUUAAAAUAUUAUUUAACGUUUUCUUAUCAAUUUUGAAUUCGUGCUCAACAGAUAUUAGGAUCCUCAAUUGUAGCUACGAUGAGACAAAAUCCAAGAUGAAAUCAAAUCCUGGUCUCUUGCUGGAGUGUUCAAACGAUGAGCACCUGACUAUUUUUCAGUCACACAGGGGCAUAUGAUCGAAUUGGAUCCAAGUUCGCUCUUGGAGAAGCUGCUGCGGAGACAGUUGACUUGCACUGAGAGGACGGACAUUGUGAAUCGUUAUAAGAUGCCAAAGUACUUGGUUAGAUUUGCGAUAACAUUCUGAAUCAAAAGUAAUUUUGCCUUCUUUCAAGGACAAUUUUCCUACACUAAGUCAGCUUUUCGUCCUACGUAGCUCUCAAGAUGUACAAAAACGAUAAAAAAGUGACCGUCUCGAUGACGGAAACCAAAAAAAAAUUUUGGAAAUUUGGUGUCAAACAACGGAAAAAAGGCUCAUGUUUUAUUUAUCCAAUGACUAUUAUUAUUUAUAGUGUAACUUGAUAAAAGCGUUCGUAGAGGAAUAAACUAAACAAGUAUAGGAGGCCGGUAAUGACGGUGUGCCUUUAUAUUUGUUAAGACGACUGUUAAAGUUUCGUUCGUUGAUCGUUGUAUGACGAUCUUAUCUCUUAACGGUCUUAGACUUCCCUAAAAACAAUCUCUGUCUGGCCCGCUAAAUGUCAUGCGGUGUCACUCAAGUUGCCGUGGAAAAAAACGGAGUCUAUUUAUGUUUAAUUUGUUUUAAAUUACCUUCUCGUGAGAACGCUCUUCGAAUGAGUGUUGUGAAACCAAAACCAAAGUAAUCACAACGGCCAAUCAGAAGAAAGAGAAAUACUUUGAAGAGCCAAUGAGAAUUCAAAGUAAAACCAAACGCGGGCAGCUGUGAUUGGUUUUCGUUUUCCGUCGUUUUGAUUGGUUGAGAGUAGUGUAGAUUUUUUUUUGUUUUUUUUAAACCAAUCUCAGAGGGAAAUUAAGCAAAACUAAUGCAAACCCACGUUACUAUCAACCUUCAAGUGAAAACUACACUAAUGUAGCAAGUAUGGAGCUGUUGCAUGUCUGAUGAAGUAACAAAAUUGUACAGAUUUUCGGCAAUACAUCGUCUUGUUUGAGACAUUUCAGGACAUAUUUUGCAUUUUGCAAGGGUGAAACCCAUGUCAGUAAAUUAUUUAAACUUCAGUUUAAGAACAUUCUUUUUCUAAGGGACAGUCAAGUGAGGUGUUGUUGGUUUUUGGAAAAAAAAUUAGGUUUCAGUUUAGUUGGUUUGAAGU